Molecule: messenger RNA, 918 nt
Organism: Exophiala bonariae
Lineage: Eukaryota; Fungi; Ascomycota; Eurotiomycetes; Chaetothyriales; Herpotrichiellaceae
Exons: 1
Coding region: 1-918 (305 amino acids)
Cellular component (GO): cytoplasm
Molecular function (GO): phosphoadenylyl-sulfate reductase (thioredoxin) activity
Source: RefSeq, a predicted model, not a curated record
AUGGCUUCUCGAUCCAAUUCUCCUACCGGCAGUGGCUCGGACAGCCCCUCGCUCAAGGGGGCCGACUCAGGCUAUGCCAGUGGUGACAACAGUGAAUUCGGCCUGCCUGAAGUAUACUUUACCAAACAACAUCUUCGAUUUCUCAACCGCCAGCUUCAAUUCCUUGAGCCUCAGGACAUCCUGAGGUGGUGUAUCACUUCCCUCCCACACCUGUUCCAGACGACUGCCUUUGGGCUCACCGGUCUUGUGACGCUGGAUAUGCUGUCCAAGCUCAAGAUUCCUCGGCCACAAAUGGUGGAUCUCGUCUUCAUGGACACCCUGCACCACUUCACCGAGACACUAGACCUUGUCGACAAGGUUCGAGAAAAGUAUCCGUUGAUCAACGUCCACGUCUACAAGCCCGAUGGAGUUGAGACGGCCCAAGAAUUUGCAGACAAGUAUGGUGAAAAGUUGUGGGAAACGGAUGACGAGAGAUAUGAUUACCUGGCCAAGGUGGAACCUACGCAACGGGCAUACCGGGAACUCAAUGCAUUUGCAGUCUUGACUGGUCGACGGCGCAGUCAAGGAGGUCAACGAGGUGACCUCGACAUCAUCGAGGUUGACGAGGCUGGGUUGAUCAAGGUCAAUCCCAUGGCCAACUGGUCGUUCAAACAAAUCCAAGAAUACGUCAAGGAGAAUGAUGUGCCAUACAAUGCUCUCCUCGAUCGAGGAUACAAAAGUGUUGGGGAUUGGCACUCGACUCAACCUGUCAAGGAAGGUGAAGAUGAACGAGCAGGUCGAUGGAAGGGCCAGCAGAAGACCGAAUGUGGGAUCCACAACCCUCGGUCCAAGUAUGCACAGUUCUUGAUGGAGCAGGAGAAGAAGCGUGAGCGGGAAGCUCUCGAUCAAGCGUUGCAGAAAAUCAACUUGCAGUCAUGA